This is a messenger RNA of Folsomia candida, 4332 nucleotides long. RefSeq lists its product as uncharacterized. The coding region runs from base 2830 to 4131 and encodes 433 amino acids. The transcript has 11 exons. The record is from RefSeq and is a predicted model, not a curated record. Lineage: Eukaryota; Metazoa; Arthropoda; Collembola; Entomobryomorpha; Isotomidae.
AAAAUUUAGCGUAAACGGUAAAUAUUUGGAAAUAAGUGAUUUUUUGGCGUCCGUGACACCAGUUCCGAUCCUGUUUUUCGACGUGUCCAAUAAUGGAGCAAAUUCUUCGAGAUACUGGCCUGGAACAAUAUACGGAUAAAUUGAAAGAGAACGACGUUGACGAUCUAUUAUUCUUUAAAUUAUUGGACGGUGCCGCUGGAUCAACGGAGGAACGUUUGUUUGCCGAAAUUAUUCCAUCAGUCGGUCACAGAUUAAAAAUAAUAACUGCUGCUAGAGAGGUUAGUAGGUCAGGGUCAAACUUUGAGCAGAUUACCCUUAAUUUUAAUUGUAGUAUUUGUGCAUUUAAGUUUAGUUCGUUCAAAGAGUAUUGGCAGCAUAUUAAGGAAUUCCAUGAGAUUAGAAAAGGAAAAGUUAGAUUAAAUUGUCCGUUGUGUUCAAUGAUUUUUACUGAAUUAGACAAUCUUCAAAAACAUAUUCACAGAAAUGUUUGCUCAGUACAUAGAAAUGUUUCAGGAUAUUUUAAUAAUUCUGACACUCUAGAAAAUAAUACUAAACAUAAUGAUAAGUGCAGUAGUGAAGAAUUUUUUCCCCCAAAUGUCAUCUAUGAAAUUAAUUUAGAUUAUAAAUUAGCUUUUAUAAAAUCUUUGCAAAUGUCUGGUGGAAUUUCAUUACUUAAAUCAAAUGAAAUUUUAUCUAAUGCAAAUUCUUUAGUCAACAGCAUCAUUGAAGUUGCAAAAGAUUUUUCAAAAACUAGUUCUAAUUCAGCUCAAAUUUUAGUUAAUUUAAAUACGUUAAGGGACCCUUUUCCAAAUAGUUCUUCCUCACAAUAUGAAUUGGAGAAAAUUUUAAAACAAAAAUCUCUUUUAGUCGAACCAAAAGAAAUAAAAUUGGGUUCUCACUUUAAAUUUGAUAAAAAUAAAGGACUGAUGCAAGAAAAAGGAGACAACCUAUAUCUUUUUGAAUUAUCUAAAACAUUGCCAAUCAUUCUUAAAAAGUAUUCCAAAAUCGCCGAUAGUGUCAAUGUAGGAAUAAAUCCGGAAAUUUUGGAAAAUUUUAAGUCAGGUGAUCUGUUUAAAACUUUUAAAAAUAAUCCAUUAUGCUUACAAAUUUAUUAUGAUGAUGUGGAAAUUUGUAACCCGUUGGGAACAAAAGCAAAAAUCCACAAACUGGCCUUAUUUUAUUUUGUAAUUGCUAAUUUUCCACCUCAAUUAAAUGCAAAGCUUGAAAAUAUUUUUCCGCUUGUGGUAGUCAAAUCCAAAUUUGUCAAAGAAUAUGGAAUGAAUUUAAUUCUUGGACCAUUAGUUGAUGAAUUAAAUUCAUUGCAUGAAAGUUCACAAAAGAUAGCUGUCCUUGCAAAUAGCCAAUUUAGUCACGUUCAAGUACUCCAGUUUUGUGGCGAUAAUCUUGGUUUGCAUACUAUUUUAGGAUUUGUGGAAAGUUUUAACGCAAAUUUUCGCUGUCGUUUUUGCAAAAUGGAGAAGGAAAAUACAUACAUAUCUGUAGUAGCAUCAAUCCAUAAGAGGCGCAUUUUAUCCCUAUAUGAAAAUGAUUUAGGCUUGGAAAAUGUUAGUUUGACGGGGAUUAGGGAAAGUUCAAUUGUUAAUGACAUUAAGGGAUUUCAUGUCACUAAUAAUUUUGCUCCUGAUAUCAUGCAUGAUAUUUUAGAAGGAAUCUGCAUCACCGAACUGAAAUUAUUUUUGAAACAUGUCAUUAAUAAUGGUAGUUUAUCUAUAAGGCAGAUUAAUCACAGGCUCUCAUCUUCAUUUAAAAAGAAUAGUCAUGCAGUAUCAAAAUUGCCUGAAAUCGAUUCCAGUUUUGUUGACGGCGACAAAAAAUCCUGCUUUUCUGCUUCCGAAAUGAACCAUUUUUUCUUAAUAUUUCCUGCAGUAUUUGGUGAUAAGUUUAGUAGGAAUGAUAAGCACUGGGAUUUAAUUAUCAUGCUUCGCCGCAUUAUACGUAUUUUAAUGGCACCAAGAAUAAAUAGGGUUGGGGUUUCUUUGUUAAAUAAUUUAAUUGCUGAGCAUCACAGUGCAUUUCUCAAACUGUCUCAAUCUAAGUUAACCCCAAAGUUUCAUCACUUAUUGCAUUAUGCACAAGCUAUAAGACAAUUAGGGCCACUUAAGAAUUAUUGGUGUAUGCGGUUUGAAGCCAAACACCGUCUUGCAAAAACAAUUGGCAAGAAUUGCUAUAAUUUCAGAAAUAUUGCAAAAACUGUUUCAAGAAGAAUGGCACUGAAUUUGGCAUUUUCAAUUGGAUGCGAAUUAGUUGGAGAAAUAACUUAUGGAUCUGGUUCCAAAAUUGCAUUUAAAGAUCUGAGAAUAUCGUUUGAUUUUUCAAAACUUUCAUUAAAUGCAUGUGACGAAAUAUUUUGCAUGGACUCGGUCACAAUUUGUGGUACGAAAAUAAAACCUGAAAAUUAUUUUAUUUUAAAAAAUGAAUCAACAAGUGUACAGUUUGUUCAAAUUAGUCUGUGUUUUUUUCAUAAUGAGAGAACACAUUUAGUAGUCAGGCAGGUGAAGUACGAGGAAAAGUUUAGGAAUUCAUAUUUGUUCAAAAUAGUUAGCUUUGAAAAUCCUGUACUUAUUGACCCUGAAAAAAUUUAUUUAGAGAGUCCCUUAGUCGUUGUUAAUUGCUUGGACGAUCCUCAGGGCCACGGUCUUAUCUGCUGUCCAAUAGAAUUUGUGUAAUUUGAUUUUUUAUGUAAUUGUAGAAAUAUGUGUGUUCAGAUGAGUUUGCGUAUAUUUUUAAUUUAAUUAGAAUAACAUUUAUGUAAAUAUUUAGCUAGGCAAACAAACUUCCGAAACUUGCCAGCGUGCACCAAAUGGUAACAUGAAUAUUAUGCUGGGGGAUGACAAUUCCGUAAAUUGCGGUCAGGAACCAGAUAAAGAGGAGCACGUAGAAAUUACUUUUGUCACGUUCAAUCCGCUUUUUGAUAUUAAACAAAUCAUUUUAAAUUCUGAUGAAGACAAAGGAACUGCAAAUGGAAUGAACGUGCUUGAAGAAAUAUCGCGAUCCAGCCUCCUCACCUCCGACACAAAAACUCUCAUAAAGCGUCGUAUUGUUAACUUUCUGGUGAAGAACUAUUCAUAUCAUCCUUCAAAAGAAGUUAAAGAGAACUUGGCGAAAUGUGUUGCAAUGCAGCUAUUUCAAAAUCUUAAUUGUGAGCAGCAAAAAAACAUUGAGAAUAUGUUUUACCGAAAAUCUGAGGUGAAAGAAAAAACGAAGAAAAAAAAUUCGGCGUCAGGGCUCAUUGAAGACAGGUUGAAACAUUUGCGGAGAAAACGUAACGUCACUAAGCCUCGGAAACCUGAAUCGUGUCUGGAGAUUACUAAGCCAUCAGAAGAUGAAGAAGACAAGAAAUCGUGGUUGCGUUAUACUUCAUCUCCACUAAAUCAAGUUGCAGAAUACAUGGCGCAGACUUUUCGAUUGAGAUCAGAAGAGUUAAAGACAAAUGAUCUGUUGACUACCUUAAAUGAAUGGCCGCGACUAAUUGAUACUACUGGGAUGAUUGACCUAGAUUUUUCCAUUCGAUAUCCUGACAAAGGCGAUAUGAUGCUGCACAAAUGGACUUGUAUUUCAAAUCAAAUUUGGAAAUAUGCAGUAAAAACGAGGGCGAAUAUUCAUGGGGAAAUUGGGAUUUCCAAGAACGUAGAGGAAUGGUCGAAGGACGAAAUAAAUUCCGGAUCUUUACUAUUGCUUCCGUAUUUGUUUUCAAAAUCUGCUUAUACUCAAGAUGGCAAAAAGAGACGAAGAAUUACCGGAGCCCAUUCUUCUGAAUUCUUCGUACAGUUUUUUCAAAGAAAUGAAGAUCUUGAAGAAUUUCGUUUAGCAGAAUCCGUGAGAACGCAGCCAUUUGUUAUUUGUAUAGGAAACUUGAAGUUUCUUGACAUCCAACAAGCUUUCGUCAUGGUGGAACGGCGCCUCAUUGCUGCAGAGUCUUUCGUAAAAGCUGUGGAUCUCUGUUUCAAGAUCUUUUACGUCCUAGAACUUAAAUUUCCCGAAGAGUGUAAGAGUGUUUGGGAGUUUUUCGACUGCACAGUUUUCCAAACUAACAAAGUUAGGUCGUCAUCGUCUUCAGUCUUGUCGCUUUCGUCACAAAUCACCAUGGACGAAGGAUUAAAUGAAGAUUGAUUAUUUAAUUUUACUAAUUAAAAUAAGACGUACGGGUAUUAUGUACGGGUAUUAUUUUUAUUUAUUGUCAGUAUUGUUAAUACGCUUAAUAAGUACAGUAAUAUAAGUAAUAUAUUAUUAAUAUCACUGUCAUUAUAAAUUAUAAAUGUACUAGCUCUAGUAAACAACAUAAUAAAUAAUUAUAAAUUAAAGAGCAUUCAA